Messenger RNA from Lasiosphaeria miniovina, 1797 nucleotides. RefSeq lists its product as uncharacterized. The transcript has a single exon. Bases 1 to 1797 code for a protein of 598 amino acids. NCBI's taxonomy places the organism in Eukaryota, Fungi, Ascomycota, Sordariomycetes, Sordariales, Lasiosphaeriaceae. The record is from RefSeq and is a predicted model, not a curated record.
AUGUCGCAUCCUUCUUUCGGUAUCCCCUCGGCCCUAGCAUCCCGACGAGGCGGCCAGAACAUCAAGCCGCUGUCAUUCGAGACGGCCAAGUCCCCGACCGAUAUCGAUAAUGGCGCUCCCACCCCAAGAACCAGCCGAUCCCACCUGCUUGCUGGUCUCCGUACCGCGCCCAAGUCUGCGUCGGCUGCGAGCUUCUCAAAUGGCCUCCCUUCGCCAACCGUCGCAACCAAUGGUCGGAAUCGUAUCUCGAUGACUUCUAACAUGUACGACAAUGCCAGUUUGUUAAGCGGACCCAAGACAUCGUUGCCUCGGUUCGGUGCUGGUCAUCAGCAACAACAUGGACACAACUCUAGCAUGGGCUAUGGACAGCAACUGCAGCAACAGCAGCUACAGCAGCAACAACAGCUACAGCAGCAACAACAGCUACAACAGCAGCAACAGCUCCAGCAGCAGCAGCAGCUCCAGCAGCAGCUCCAGCAGCAGCAACAGUAUGGGCAGCAGUAUACUGCCGAUCAGGUUUUGGCACCUCCUCAAAUUCAGCUCGACGAUCAAACUCAGGAGCAGAUCGAUCCCAACCUGCAUGCUCAACUCUUGUAUACCAACGCCUAUCUGUCGGAACAGCAGUUGAGACUGCAACAACAGCUCAGGGCGCUCCAGGCCGCAGCGCAGCAGUUCCAGGGUUUGAGCAUCAAUCCUCAGGUUCAGAUGGUCUCGCAACAAUCAGGGUAUCAAAACAUCUACCAGCAGCAAGCCCAGAAUCUCCAGAACCUUCAAAACCUUCAAGCCAUGAUGACACCUGCCACGACACAGCCCCAGGUUUACAGCGUCUACGAUCCUGCGACUGGCCAGCAGACGCUGUUCAUGGACCAGGGCCAAACGAACCAACUGAACCCUCAAUAUUACAACCAGGCUCAACUGUCCACCGCGUACUCGAAUAUGCAGCAGUCCAGCGUUGGCACCCCUCGUGUUCAGGUGUCUCCCCCGCCCGCUGAGGGCAGCAGGACCGGAUUCCGCAACCCGUCGCCUCCGCGUCGUUUCGAGUCGCCGGCUGAGAAUCCCGUUCCUCUUCCACCGCCCAGCGCAAAUGCUUUCCGCCGGGGCCACAAGAAGUCCUCGUCAAUUGCUAAUGGCAACAAGGGUCAACUGUCAAUCGCUACUGAUGACUCGCUCAAGUCUACGGGUCCCAAAACAGCCUCCUUCCCGCUAACACCCAUGACUGCUGGUUAUGGUCCCGGACAGGCUCGAGCUGGCGAGCACCCCGUUCGCCAGCCCCGUAAUCCGCCAUCGAUGGAUGAGCUCAAGGCGAAGCCAACUGCCAAACACGAAGGUAGCAAGAAUUUCGUCACUCGAACUCGUCGCUCGGCGAUCAGCAAUCUUGUCCGGGCAGGCCUGGAGCGGCGCAAGGAAGCCCGCAGCUCCGGCAGUAUUAGUCCCAUUUCUGAGAGCACCGAAGAGAUGGUCGAGACCCCGAUGACGGACAACGACAGUGAUUCUGGUCGUAGCGGCUCUGGAAGCUUGGUUGACCACGAUGCCGAGUGCAGCCUGCCUAGUUCGCGGACUAGCACUGGUAGUUGGGGUGCAAUUGGAUCCGAUCGCCCGAGCUCCCGACAAAAGGUGAACCGCACCAGUGUUGAUAGCACUGCUUCAUCUGACAGCGAGAGUGCUCGCGACCCGGGAAGCUUCGCCAGCCUCCUCAAGAAGAGCAACAGGGAAGCCAAGACGGAGGCCGUCGACGGACAGCGCAAGGCACCAAUGCUUGUCCUGACUAGCGCCGAGAGGCGCAAGACGGCUAUGUAG